CCCAAGCUAUUAAGAUGCGCUCCCUUUAUGCCGGGGGGAAAAAUGCACAACUGAAAGCAUUUCUGUUUUUUUCAUAAGAAGGAGCAAGUAGUCAUAAACAUUAUAAAUUUAUUGAAUAAUACUUGUAUGUCUGUCCUGAAAUUCUACUCUUCUUUAAGCAAUAAUAUACAAAAUAGCUGUAGAAACUGUCUUGACUCAAGUGAAAGCUUUGUACCUGCAUUUCUUAGUUACUCGAAACCCAAAAAGCAAUCACACGUCAUAUUCAAAAUCCGACAACCUUUUUUCAAAUAAAAAAAAGAGUGCGACAAUGGAGCUACCUAUAUGUCUGGUAGAAAUCCUAAAGGAGCAGCUUUAAGUCAAAGCCAUUAUGAAUCACCUGAUGUCGUGGCAUGCUUUGAAAAAAUAGUCAGUCCUUUACUAGCAGAACUUCAGUCUUUGCAAGGCGAUGUCGCUUUUACAGCACGCGAAUUAUCUUUGUUGACGGGUCAAUUGCAGCAAUUUCAACAAGACUGUCUGGGUGCUUUUAAUCGACCUACCAACGCACCCAUCCGUAUUCCAGCCAAACUACUUAAAGUCCAAAAUAAACAAGUGAUCACGCCUGAUUCAGCUAUCUACACUGUGUUGUUGGGUGCUUAUUCGUUCCGAUUAAGACAAGGCUGGAAACGAUGGGAAUUUACCAAUCCCUCUAAAAAACAAAAGAAUGCUGAUCUUAUUCAGUCCAUUCGUAACUUGCUGAUCAAAAGAAGAUUUAUCCAUGUGCCCAAGAUUGCUAUGGUUGAAUCUGUAGAUGAUAACUGUAAAAAAGCCGUUUUGUCCAUGGUGAAAAAGAUUGGAGCUACUUUUGUCCAAGAUAAGAAUGAAGCAACGCAUAUCUUACAUGGGAAACUGCAUGAAUACAACAAGGACGGUAUUGAAGAAGAUUGGUUUAGAACGUUAGAAAAGGAUGGCAAUAUGGUGCUUGUACACUGGUGGUAUUACCCUGAUUCGUUUGACAGCUGGCUUCCUCAGACACAACAGUUUGCAGAUCCUGAAGAACCUCCUGAGCAUACUGGACCAUGGCGUAUCAAUGUGAGAUGGUUGCAAGACACUGUUCGUUUCAAUGAAUUCAUGAAUGAAGAAGAUUAUGAAGAUUUAGAAGAGGAGGAAGAGGAAGACGAAGAAGAGGACGAUGAAGAAGAGGAACAAGAGAUCACUCAUAAGCGAAAACGUUCAAUGGAUUCAGUCAACCAAAUCUCUUUUAAAGAACCUUUAUUGGCAACCUCCAUGCAGCAACAACAGCAGCAACAAGAACAACAGCAGCAGCAAGAACAAGCUAUUUUGCCUCCUUUACACAACCCAGGCCAUCAACCUGUUGUUCGUCAGCGCAAUAUUGAAUUAGAAAGACCUCAAGUAGGCAGUCGACAGAGAAAGAACGAAUUUGAACCCUAUUUAAAUGGGGAUAUGACCAACAUCUCACAAUACACAGCAGAACAUGUAGAAUACCCAAAGAGACGGAAGAUACAAAAGACAGAAGAGAGUGGACCCAUAAAUAUUAUGUCUCUUGUCACUGCUAUGCCUUAUGGGGAUGAAUUGAGCUGCCCAGCAUGGUUUAGUAUGGACAGUAUUCAUGCUAUGGAGAAAUUAGCUUUACCCGAAUAUUUCACAAAUCAAGCCGGAUUGACCCCAGAAGAGUAUAAAGAGUGUAGAGAUUAUAUGAUUACUAUCUACAGAUCCAAUCCAGACUAUUAUUUGACUGUAUCAGCUUGUAAAUCCAAGCUAGACAAAGACCUUGUUCAACUUGUUCGAAUCCAUUCUUUCCUUGAAUUGAACCAAUUGAUUAAUUCACAGUGCGACCCAAGAAGAAGAAUAUUUGAUCCUUAUAUCGACAGUAACCCUAAAGCACAAGUACAGCCAAAAUCACAACGCGACUUUAAAGACGCUGGUGAUGCCAACAUUGAAUAUCUACGUGAUUUGAUCUAUAAUGAAUCCAGUGUGUCUAAACAAACCUCUUGGGAUUUGGAUAUUCAAGACCCACUUAACCCAGAUGGUCGCAAAACAUUCCAUUGUUCAAACUGUCAAGUCGAUUGUAGUGAAGUCCGUUAUCAGUCGCUAAAGACAAAGAAUUUUCAGGUCUGCAUUGAUUGCUUUUUAGAAGGCCGUUUCCCUGCAGCAUUCUCAAGCAGUGAUUUUUUACGCGUAGAAGGUCUUUCUGACAUCAAUAUGGACGAAGAAUGGUCAGAUCAAGAAACACUGCGGUUAUUAGAAGGCGUUGAUAAGUUUGAUGAUGAUUGGCUUAUGAUUUCUGAGCAUGUUGGUAGUCGAUCUAAAGAACAAUGCAUUACUCAGUUUUUGCAAUUGCCUAUCAAUGAUGCCUUCUUGACUGCCAAACUAUCUCAAAAAGAGGCUCAAGAAUUACCUUUUAGUCAACAACCUAAUCCAGUCAUGACUACAGUGGCAUUUUUAUCAGGUCAUGUCAAUCCCGGUGUAGGUGCCGCUGCUGCCAAGACGGCCCUGAAAGAAUUGAUUCAGUCUGGGCAAGACCAGUUUUCGGAACAAGUAAUGCAAAAGGCUCAAGUGUCUGCUCUUAAGAGUGCAGUGGAAAAUGCACAUAAAUUAGCUAGUUAUGAAGACCAAGAAAUACAACAUUGGACUCGAUUGGCAGUCAAGACCAUGGUUGAUAAAUUAGCAUUUAAAAUACAACAAUACGAUGAAUUAGAGACAUCCCUUGUUAGUGAAUUACAAGAACUAGAGAAGCAACAAGGUACAUUGGCCACUUCUAUUGAAACACUUACUUCACAGCGUGCGAGUACAUCCAAUACUGUCACAACCAUUUUAAAUGGUAAUUUAAACAGUUAAAAAAAAUAUUUUAUUGCAUCAUGUAUAUUGUCUUUUCUUAAAUAAACAAAAAAAGAACCUUGGUUUAUAAUGUAUAAA
Molecule: messenger RNA, 2913 nt
Organism: Gilbertella persicaria
Lineage: Eukaryota; Fungi; Mucoromycota; Mucoromycetes; Mucorales; Choanephoraceae
Product: SWIRM domain-containing protein
Exons: 2
Coding region: 322-2835 (837 amino acids)
Biological process (GO): positive regulation of DNA-templated transcription
Cellular component (GO): SWI/SNF complex
Molecular function (GO): histone binding; zinc ion binding; DNA binding
Source: RefSeq, a predicted model, not a curated record